This is a messenger RNA of Tauraco erythrolophus (red-crested turaco), 882 nucleotides long. The record is from RefSeq and is a predicted model, not a curated record. NCBI's taxonomy places the organism in Eukaryota, Metazoa, Chordata, Aves, Musophagiformes, Musophagidae.
UUAGUCACUCGGGUCCUCAUCAGUCCCUUGGAUGUCAUCAAGAUCCGCUUUCAGCUUCAAAUUGAGCAGCUUUCCUCCAGAAACCCAGCGGCUAAGUAUCAUGGCAUCUUGCAAGCUGUACAGCGUAUCUUCCAGGAGGAGGGGUUGGUGGCCUUCUGGAAGGGCCAUGUUCCUGCUCAGUUCCUUUCAGUUGGCUACGGAGCUGUUCAGUUCAUGGCGUUUGAAAGCUUGACAAAACUGGUGCACAAUGUCACGUCGUACAACGCCCGCGACUCCUUGGGUGGCCGGGCUCCUUGCCCAGCCACGGUUGCAGUUCAGCCUGUGGACACGCUACGCACCCGCUUCGCUGCUCAGGGUGAGCCUAAGAUCUAUCGCAACCUUCGCCAUGCAGUGGUGACCAUGUACCAGACAGAAGGGCCUCGGACUUUCUAUAGAGGUUUGACCCCCACAAUUGUUGCUGUCUUUCCAUAUGCUGGUCUCCAGUUCUCCUUCUACAACAUCCUGCAACAGUUUUCUGAGUGGAUGAUUCCAGCUGAAGGAAAGAAAGGAGGCAACGUUAAAAACCUUGUUUGUGGCAGCUGCGCUGGAAUCAUCAGCAAAACCCUCACUUACCCUUUUGACCUGUUCAAAAAACGACUGCAAGUGGGUGGCUUUGAGCAUGCCCGGGCAGCCUUUGGGCAGGUGCGGAUGUAUAGGGGUCUCCUGGACUGCAUAAGGCAGAUCAUGCGAGAGGAGGGCCCGGGUGGAUUCUUUAAGGGCCUUUCACCCAGCUUGCUGAAGGCUGCUGUCUCUACUGGCCUUAUCUUCUUUUGGUAUGAGCUGUUCUGCAGCCUCCUGUGUGCCCUGAAGAGCACCGACAGCACCAUGAGGAAGGAGAGCUGA